Stomoxys calcitrans (stable fly) is the source of this 1237-nucleotide messenger RNA. Its product is annotated as putative nuclease HARBI1. The coding region runs from base 70 to 1128 and encodes 352 amino acids. The record is from RefSeq and is a predicted model, not a curated record. Lineage: Eukaryota; Metazoa; Arthropoda; Insecta; Diptera; Muscidae. The transcript has 4 exons.
GUGUUUUAUUUAUUUAAUAGCAUAUUAGAUGAAUUGUUGGAAAGUUCUUCAUCGGAAGAUGAGGAUGCGAUGUUUACAGUGUUAUUUGGUCGAAAUGAGAAACAUCGCGUAAAACAAUUUGUUCAAACUGUUAUCCAUAAUUAUUCGGACAUUGAAUUCAAGACGAAUUUACGUAUUAGCCGGGAUAGUGCUAAUGAUUUAAUCCAGAGGUUUUCCACAACUUGCGGCGAAAGAUCAUACCAAGGCGGUAGACACCAAGUAUCUGCGGAAACCUCAAUACUAUUAUUUUUGUGGUUUAGUGGAAACAAGACCACAUUACGAGAAGUCUCAAAUCUCUUUGACCUGUCACUUUCAACAACCCACUCAUGUAUAAAUAAAGUUUUGGAUUUCUUGGUGAAUGAUGUGGCACCACAAGUUAUUAAAUUUCCAAGCACAAACGAGGAUAAGGAAUAUGUCGCCAAAGAAUUUGAAAAGAUAUCUGGAGUUCCAAAUGUAUUGGGUUGCAUAGAUGGAAGUUACAUCUCUAUAAGGACACCCAAACACAAAAUCCGGUCUACAUAUGCUAACAGACAUGACACUGUAUCAAUAACCAUGCAAGGAAUUUGUGAUUCAAAAUUAAAAUUUCUUGACGUAUAUACUGGAGUACCCAGCAAAAUUCACGAUUCGAGGAUAUUGAAACUGUCUUUUAUAUCAAAAGAUUUGCCUGCUUUGUGUUGUCCGAAAUAUUAUUUACUAGGAGAUUCUGCUUAUCCUUUAAGGCAUUAUCUAUUAACUCCAUAUCGCGACUAUGGUAAUUUGAGCGAAUCAGAAAGAAAUUAUAAUUUAAAAUUUUGUCAAACCCGUGUUAAAAUUGAGAAUGCUUUCGGUGUUCUAAAGUGCCGAUUUAGACAACUAAUGCGUUUAGAUUUUCACAAAGUCGAAACAAUGGCAAAAUUUAUCAUUGCCUGUUGUGUUCUUCACAACAUUUGCAUUGAUAGAAAUGACUUAUAUGAAGACGAAAUAGAAAAUACAGAAAUCCAUAACAAUGAUGACCCCUUGGGAGAGGACCUGAGAGAUAUUUUGCCAACCCAGUUAGGACAAUGCAAACGCAGUGAAGUAAAAGAUUAUUUAUAUGGAUUAAGAAAUUAAAUUUUAUUUAAAAUUUGUAUUUGAUUUUUUUUUUCUCAAACCCCGUUUAUAAAAUGGGCUAAUUUAAUUUUAAAAUUAAAUAAAUUAAAUAUAUUUAUAAAUUCAUUAA